Fusarium keratoplasticum is the source of this 1095-nucleotide messenger RNA. RefSeq lists its product as uncharacterized. The record is from RefSeq and is a predicted model, not a curated record. Lineage: Eukaryota; Fungi; Ascomycota; Sordariomycetes; Hypocreales; Nectriaceae. The coding region runs from base 1 to 1095 and encodes 364 amino acids. The transcript has 3 exons.
AUGCAAAUCCAGCUUGAGUCUCGAGCAGAUCCACCUUUCCUGAUUCAUUCGCCUUCUUUGCCUCUGUCAAGACAUCACUUUUCCGCUGUCUCCAAAAUGCUGUCGGCCAUUUCUGAGCACAAGCAGUUUUACGUCAAUGAUGGCAUCCUGCCCAGCAAGUCAAUUGGUUUGUUAAAGGCUACUACCUUGGAUACGCCAAUGGAGGAGAUUCGGAGACGGUACAAGGAGGAUGGCUACGUCUUUCUCAAGGGAAUUUUGCCACGAGAGGAUGUCGUUAAGGUCAGGCAGAAAUACUUUGAGAUGCUUGCCCCCACUGGCGUUCUCGCUCCAGGAAGCAAGCCGGUCGAUGGUAUCUUCAACACCUCUCAGGACCGGCUCAACUUCCCCGGCAUCGGUGCUGGAACUGCCAACUCGACAGACGCUGAAGGCCACGUCACGGGCCCAAACCCAAAGGUUGCGCGUCUGUUUGGCGAUCUAGCUAUGCAAGCUCACCAUGAGGACUGGUAUAAGGAAGACCUCUGCCAGCACCCGGCCCUACAAGACUUUAUCGCCAAGAUGACUGGCUGGGGCGAUAACACUCUUAGCAUCCGCAGAACUCUCCUACGCAACAAUAUGCCCCAGAAUAAGGCCAUCGGGGUUCACUACGACCAGAUAUUUCUUCGACACGGCGAAGACACCGUCAUUACAGCUUGGGUUCCUAUUGGAGACAUCAAGAUCGACGGCGGAGGCCUCAUCUAUCUAGAAAAGGGGCAAGAGAUUGGGGCCCAGAUUGAACAAGACUUCACUGACCGCGCUAAAGCAGCCGGUCUCACUGAUGAGGAGAUGAAGAACGCCUACAAUCGAAACAUGAAUGGCGGUGGUUUGCUGGCCGAGGGCCCUGCCGGCUUCGCCAAGGAGUACAACAGACGGUGGCUGCUGACGGCUUAUGAAGCUGGCGACGUUGUGCUUCACAACUCAUACGCCAUCCAUGCCUCUUGCAUCAACCAUGACAAGGACAAUGUGAUUCGGCUCGGAACUGAUCUACGCUACGUGGACUCAAGCCGGCCUUGGGACACUAGAUGGUCCAACGUUCUCCGACCGGGCGAUGGCUUGUAA